CUUGGCCGUUACCAGAACCAAACCCUAGACCUUUUUAGCAAUAUAUAAACACCACUCACUUCAAUAAGUUAGGGAAGAUGGCCAAAGGAUCUUCUCCUCAUAUUUUGAUCAUAGGUGGUGGGUUAGGAGGAUUGCUGCUGGGCCAAAUCCUACGGAAGAAUAAUAUCUCAUUUGAGAUCUUUGAACGAGACCGGAGCGACAACAUAAGAGUCUAGGGCUGGGCGAUCGGCCUUCAUACUAUGCUCGAUGAACUUGACGCAUCAAUUCCGGAUGACAUGCCGUCGCGGGACCUCGUGAACCAUCUGCUUCCCCUGAAAUUUCACUAUGGAUUUGCCUGGUAUAGACACGACCGUACUGAGAAGCUUGGCGUUCGCGACGAUGGCAGCGGAAAGUUCAUCCGUGCGAACCGUGCCCGACUUCGAAAGUGGCUAGCGACUAAUAUGCCUAUUCAAUACGGCAAGCAUGCUGUUCGUAUUGAAGAGAAUCGUAAUGUUGUCACGGCACAUUUCGAGGAUGGGACAUCGGCUAGUGGCGAUAUUCUCAUCGGUGCAGAAGGACCUUACAGCCCUACUAGGAAAUAUCUCCUAGAGGGGCGUGAUGUGAUCAGGAAACCGUGCCAAGGGAUCAUCAAUGGAGAGGUCACAUUGAGUGGCAGUGAUAUGGAAGGGCAACUCGAGAUGGCUCAUUCCUGUUAUUUAGUCGACGUGAGCCCGUCUCAUACAGCUUCUCACGACUAGCUGAAUAUGGCCAAAACCCGUCCUUAGAUGCAUCUUCAUCACGCCAGAACAAAUUGAAAUAGUACUUUCCAGAUUUCCCAUCAGGGAGAGUUUCACUCAAACCAACAAAUAAAAAUGAAGGUGAUUCCAGGGACGGCGAUUGAUAAGACCAAACAUCUGCCGCCCAAACUUAGGUCUAUUGUAGAGAAGACUGGGCCGCAGGGGAUGAAGCAUCCGCCGAUUCAUUUCUGGACGUUGACUAUGGACCCUGAAAUGUUGCCCAAGAGUAG
Molecule: messenger RNA, 1006 nt
Organism: Hypoxylon trugodes
Lineage: Eukaryota; Fungi; Ascomycota; Sordariomycetes; Xylariales; Hypoxylaceae
Exons: 3
Coding region: 240-737 (165 amino acids)
Source: RefSeq, a predicted model, not a curated record